Messenger RNA from Exaiptasia diaphana, 1857 nucleotides. Its product is annotated as fibroblast growth factor receptor 2. Gene Ontology annotation, molecular function: ATP binding; transmembrane receptor protein tyrosine kinase activity. Gene Ontology annotation, cellular component: signaling receptor complex. The transcript has 3 exons. The coding region runs from base 159 to 1223 and encodes 354 amino acids. The record is from RefSeq and is a predicted model, not a curated record. Gene Ontology annotation, biological process: cell surface receptor protein tyrosine kinase signaling pathway; multicellular organism development; positive regulation of kinase activity. NCBI's taxonomy places the organism in Eukaryota, Metazoa, Cnidaria, Anthozoa, Actiniaria, Aiptasiidae.
CGGUCGUAUCAUGAUUGACAUGGUUAACGAUCAGAGUAGCUUUCGUAUUCUACAAGACAACACAUUGAAAGUACAACAGCACCCUCUCCAAAGUUGUUGUAUAAACAGGAAUAGAGAUUGGCACCCAUGACGAAUUUCAUCUGAAGUCUUUCGGAGCAAUGAUAAAGCGAUUAAGGAGGAACGAGUUCACUCCGCAGCUUACAGGGUACAAAACCAACCCAGAGUUAAACCAUGGUACCUACAUACAAAGUAGCGAUACGGAAGACAAAGAUACAACCCGAGAAUUGAUGAUCCCAAAGGAAAAGAUAUCAAUCCAGGAAAAAAUUGGCGAAGGAGCUUUUGGUGUCGUAUUGAAAGCAACAAUGUUAACAGAUGAAGGACCAAAAGAUGUUGCUCUUAAAGCCAUUAAAUGUGAUGCUGGGGAUGACACAAAGUCUGUCAUCUUUGACGAACUUAAAUUGAUGCGCAAGAUUGGUUGCCAUCCCAAUGUCAUUACUUUGCUCGGGGUAUGCUCACUAGAAGGACCGCUGUACAUCAUCACCGAAUACCUUCCAGGGGGGUCACUGCUAGAAUWUCUUCGUCAAUGUCGAUCCACACAAGGGAAACCCCAUGCCGAGAUAAGUGAACAUGAAAUCAUAAGCCUGGCUUUGGGAGUUUGCCAAGGGAUGGAACACUUGACAACAUGUGAAAUAAUUCAUGCAGAUUUGUCUGCWAGAAAUGUUCUCCUCGAUAAACACAGGGUACCCAAACUUUCUGACUUUGGCUUAUCACGUGAUUAUAAAGACAGUAAACUAUUGGAUGCCAAGAGUAGAGGACCACAAGGUAAACUGCCAAUCAAGUGGAUGUCCCUUGAAUCAUUACGUCAUGGUCUCUUUACCAGGAAGUCCGAUGUUUGGUCAUUUGGUGUCGUUAUGUGGGAGAUCAUAACUCUGGGCGGCUCCCCUUACCCAGGGAUCCCAAUAAGACAUAUUCUCAACAAGCUUUCAACCGGUUAUCGUAUGGAAAAACCAGAACAUUGCUCAACUGGCUACUAUGACGUCAUGAUGGCUUGCUGGGAGGCGUUUCCACAAAAUAGAAUUAGAUUCGAUGAAGUAAGCCCUAAGCUUCGUGACCUUCUUGCGUGCCCUGACAGAAAGCAGUUUAUAAAAGUAGAGGAUUUAAUUGUUUUUUAUCCCUUUAUGGACUUGAGUAUCAGAAACACUUCAUUAUUAAAUGGUUAUUAAGGUCAGGCCUUCUUUUGGAAAUCAUCCAUGGGUUCGCAAUCAGCACCUUAUCUAUUGUUUGAAAACUAAAAUAACAAUGGGCUAUUUUGAUAGGCUGACACUUUACGAACCUUGGGCUGAGACGUGAGCAAUGCUGUUUCUGUAGGACUCGUCACCCUUGCAAAAUUGCUGAAGAUAGAAAACUCAAACUAUUCUAUUUUCCAUAGCAAUUCUCGCCAUCUUUGCCAGUUAUCUUUGCUGGACAUGAUAGACGCUAUUCUAUAUUUCACGUGAGAUCAAAAUAGGAAUAGGAGUUGAAACAACUUAGCUAAAGAUUGUUGGUGUGCGUUAGGAUUAAAUGUAAUAUUCUCAAGAGUGAAGAAAAGAAUAAUCAUAUGUUUAUAUUUUUUAUCUCUUCGCGAGCARCUAUAUUGCGAAAUUUGAGUGCGGGAAAAAGGUGCGGCUGCACGUGCGCGUGCAGCCUGUUUCGUUUUUUUUAAAUCGAAUUUACCAGCUUUGUCACGCAUCUUCCUCGCCGUACCGUAAUAUGCAUUAACAAUGCAAAAACGCUACGAAAGCGCAUCAUUGUGGGCGAAUGUUGCGCAUUAAGUUUAGYAACCACUUUCCUUUAGAACAAUAAAAUUUUAUAGACAAA